AUGAUGAAUAGUUCAAAAAGAUUUUAUAUUAACUUAAUUUUAUUAAAUAAAAAAGUAAAAUUCUCUUAUAAUCGUGAGAUUUCAUCAAAUUCUAUUUUUUACCAUAAAAAUGAUCUAAUAAAAGUUAAUGAAGAGAUAAAUAAUUUAGAAGAGGCAUUUAUUAGACGUAUUUCUAAAAUGAACAAUACAGCAUUAGCUUAUGCGUGUGAAGAUAUAAAUAAAAAUAAAAUUAACAAUUUACAUAUAUGGAAAUUAAUUUAUAAUAGAACAAAAGAAAUAAGUAAUUCAUUUUCAUUAAGUGAGUUAGUUGUAAUGUUUCAUGCAUAUUGCAGAAGCAUAUCAUUUGAUCAAAAUUUUAUAAAUUUAAUAAACCUUUUUUGGAGUUUAAUUGAAAAUAAACUAAAUGAUUUAGAUUAUUUAUCUUUGAUAGCUUUAUAUUUUUGUGCAGAAAAAACAAAGAAUUCACAAAAAAUGGAAGAGAUUAGCAAUUUACUUCUAAAGAACAUACUGCAUGAACGUGAUAAUAUUAAACUUAAAGAAAAAGGGUUAAUGAUUAUUUUAAAAAUAUUAUGUGAUGAUAAAAAAAAAAUUGAUGAAGAACAUAUUAAAAAUAUAUGCAACAUUGUACAAAAAGUUGACAUAAAAGAAAUAAAGAAUAUACUUUUAUGUAUGCAAUUUUUUUUAAAAUACAAAGCAUUUGAUGAACCUUUCAUUAUACUACUAAAAAAAAUUCAAUCAUUAUUAAUUUUUAAAAAAAUAAAUCCUUAUGAUAUUUUAAAACACUUGUAUUAUAUAUCAAAUAUUAAUAAUCCUAUUAUUUUGGAAGAAGUUAAAAAUACCUUAUCUAUUAUUUAUUUAUCACAUAGUAUAAGUAAAGGACAGUAA
This is a messenger RNA of Plasmodium gallinaceum, 885 nucleotides long. Its product is annotated as conserved Plasmodium protein, unknown function. The record is from RefSeq and is a predicted model, not a curated record. The transcript has a single exon. NCBI's taxonomy places the organism in Eukaryota, Apicomplexa, Aconoidasida, Haemosporida, Plasmodiidae. The coding region runs from base 1 to 885 and encodes 294 amino acids.